UCAGCCUAUCAGCGAGGACUACGAUGGAAACGUUACGUUACGUAUGCAUUAUUUAUGAGCCGGAAGACGUUUACUAGUUCGACGAGGGAAGAAUGUGUUAAAAAUGUCAACAAAUACUGCAGCGAGGGAUCCACAUUUCGAGUGUCCGUCAUGGGCAGGAAAGCCUCCAGCAGGACUUCAUUUGGACGUGGUGAAAGGAGACAAACUUGUCGAGAAACUGAUCAUUGAUGAAAAGAAGUACUAUUUGUUUGGGAGAAACCCUGAUGUCUGUGACUUCACCAUUGACCAUCAGUCAUGCUCUCGUGUCCAUGCGGCCCUCGUCUACCACAGGCAUUUAAAAAGGGUCUUUCUCAUUGACCUUAACAGCACACAUGGUACAUUCCUCGGACACUUACGCCUGGAGCCACACAAGCCUCAGCAGGUUCCUAUCGACUCCACGAUGUCAUUUGGUGCAUCAACCCGUGUCUACACCAUCCGGGAGAAACCUCAUACCCAGCUGAGCUCUGGUGCAGGGGAGAGUAAAAUUGGUGAUGAUGAGGAGCUUAAAGGGCUUCUGGGACUUCCCGAAGAAGAAACUGAACUUGAUAACCUGACAGAGUUUAACACUGCUCAUAACAAGCGCAUCUCUACCCUCACUAUAGAGGAGGGCAAUCUGGAUAUUCAAAGACCCAAGAGGAAAAGAAAAAACUUCAGAGUUACCUUCACCGAAGAGGAUGCGAUCAUUAACCCAGAGGAUGUUGACCCCUCCGUUGGACGUUUUAGAAACAUGGUCACAACAGCUGUUGUACCUAUUAAGAAAAAGAGAAUGGCAAGCAUUCAUGCGCUAGGAAUCGAGGAAACCAUAACGCGACACAUGCACACUUUUCCCUUGCGUGGUGGACUCUAUAGAGACCUUCCUCCUACCAGUCACGAAGCUCAGCUUACAGGAACUCCUAGUGGGGCCACGAUUUUAGGAGGACUGCCAUUACCCUUGCCCAAUCCUGCACCAGAUGUGGACUUUGCCAAUGAAAUGCCACAAGCCCCGGUCACCCUCAAUCCCACACCCUUAACUGGUCCAUAUGUGUCAGAGUUCCUCAAUGAACCUCGCAAAAAGAAAUAUGCAAAAGAGGCAUGGCCUGGAAAGAAGCCCACCCCAUCGUUGCUUAUUUAGCCACAAAAAUAGCACAGGAUGUGGUUGACAGGUCUCUUCACAAAAACUUUGUCAUGCUUGAAGUUGACAGUAGGUACAAAACGAUUAUAGAAAGUAUUGUAUUAAAAGACUUUAUUUGAGCUUUAAA
Misgurnus anguillicaudatus (oriental weatherfish) is the source of this 1277-nucleotide messenger RNA. It is a transcript of the gene ppp1r8b, whose product is annotated as protein phosphatase 1, regulatory subunit 8b. The record is from RefSeq and is a predicted model, not a curated record. NCBI's taxonomy places the organism in Eukaryota, Metazoa, Chordata, Actinopteri, Cypriniformes, Cobitidae. Gene Ontology annotation, molecular function: protein binding.